Molecule: messenger RNA, 1380 nt
Organism: Coniosporium apollinis CBS 100218
Lineage: Eukaryota; Fungi; Ascomycota; Dothideomycetes
Exons: 1
Coding region: 1-1380 (459 amino acids)
Source: RefSeq, a predicted model, not a curated record
AUGAAGUCCACAAUCUCCGUUAUCGCUGCCGCUGUAGCUGUGGCCGUCACAGUCAUGGCCGAGACACACAUGGCGACCUUCCACGAUUAUCCCUCGCUUGCUGAUGGUCGUGCGAGGCUUAACCCGCCUGCUUGUGGUGUCCCAUAUGACUCUCUGGACCUCAACAGCAUUGUCUCUUACGGGUCAAUGGAUGCUCAAACUCAAUGCGGCCAGUGUAUCCGCGUCUGCGGCGCGGCUGGCUGUAAGAAUCUCCUUGUCGUUGACAACAACGGUUCUGGUGCAGGCCACCUUGACAUCUCUACUGGUGCCGGUAUGCAAAUCGCGGGCACCAACACAGGCAGAUUCCAAGUCAAUGCCUGGGUCGUCGAUGCGCACCAAUGUAGGGGCAUCUGGAACGGCCGCAUGUUUUGGGAUCAUGACCAGCCAUUUGGCCCUCUCAGGGAGUUAAAGGCUCUGCAAGGCCGAGAUAUGGCGCUGGAUGAGAGGACUGCUCCCUCAUCCUCGGAGAGGAUCGUGACGAUGCGCACUACGAGCACUACCACCUGGUGCCCCCCGACGUCCACGACGUCCCCGACGCCUAGCUCUACUAAGACGACCGCGUCGACCACCACCACCAAGCCGUCAACUACCACCAACACCAAGUUGUCAACCACUACCACCAAAUCGUCGACCACCAGCUCUUUGACUUCCACGAAGCCGUCAACAACGAGCACGCCGUCGACAACCAGCACCAAACCGUCGACCACGUCAACCCCCUCGACCACAACUCCUAAGCCAUCAACGACCAGCUCUUCCAUCACAGUGACUCCCUCGUCUACCAAACCGUCGACGACACCCAUCUCAUCGACCACCACAAAGGCGUCCAGCACGAGCUCCUCCUCGCUCGUAAGCUCCUCCUCUUCGCUCCUGAGUUCCUCCACCUCCUCCACAUCCGCCUCUACGACCACGCGAGCCCCCUCCACCGCCCUCACGACCGCAACCCCAAUCUACAGCAACACCACCACCAUGCUCCAAAUCCCCAGCACCUCCCUAACCAACACAACCUCCACUCGCCUGACGACCAGCACCGCCACCAUCCUGGGCACGACAACGCUGACGAGCAGCCUCGCCGUCGGCAACACGACCUUCGUCAUGCUCUCGACGCGCACCUCGUCCAGCACCACGACGCUGACGUCUACGCUGCUGACGACCGCGCAAUCAACCUCUGUUGCCAGCGUCUCGAGCACACUGGCGAUUGGGAUUGGCAAGGUCAACGGCACCGCUGCUAGCACGACGACUUUCAAGCCUGCGCAGGUCACCACGAGCGGCGCGAAGGGGACGCGCGCAGGGCUGACCAUGGCGGGGCUUUUGGCUGUGGGGAGCGUUUUUGCUUUGUUGUAG